AUGGUAGAAAUUCGAGGAUGCUUAAGAAGAAUAGAUGGUGAACGACUAGAGUAUGUUAACUCUAUUGCAAGAAAAUUUCAAGAAAAAGAGAAUGCGAAAGCUGAUGCUGAAAAAGAUGAACCUCGUAUCACCCAAGGUGAGUCAAGUAGAAGAAGUGACGGUGUGUCAACCGGCACUAGAUCUAGACGAGCGCCGAGUAACGAUGAAAAUCCAAGGAGAAUUAAAAGAGGCAGAGGUCGAAGAGGUGGUGAUCGUGGAGGCCGAAGUAGUGGUGGUGGUCAUGGUAGGCAAUCUGGUAUUGAUCAAAGAGGUCGUUCUAGUGGCGGUGAUCGUGUCUGUGAAGUUUGUUGUAAGUGA
Messenger RNA from Impatiens glandulifera, 357 nucleotides. RefSeq names its product protein nemuri-like. The coding region runs from base 1 to 357 and encodes 118 amino acids. NCBI's taxonomy places the organism in Eukaryota, Viridiplantae, Streptophyta, Magnoliopsida, Ericales, Balsaminaceae. The record is from RefSeq and is a predicted model, not a curated record. The transcript is spliced from 2 exons.